AUGUCGCAACCGGGGCGUUCAGAUGGUUUACCACCAAAACCUGCCCCUACUGAACUACUGAAACUUCCUCUAUAUAUAAAGCAAUUUGACAAUUCAAUCAGUGACAGUGAUGAUGAUAAUUCUGAUUCUAAAACAGCUAAUGCCUGUUUAAAUGUGGAGGAUACUCGAUCUUCCAAACCUACGAGGCAUCCCAAAAAUCAACCAAAACCACUUCAGAAGACAAAUGGUGAACAAUCAAAAUCGAUGUUCAAAACUAGUGGUUGGUUAGAUGGUAUGCGAUAUUUCGGCUGGGAAUAUGGUGAAGAAGGCUACCUUCUAAGCACAGUAAAUAAAAGAAUAUAUGGUGCACGUCACCUUCCUGGAGAAACGCGAGAUCAGAUGACCAAAAGACGUAAAUUAGAACAGGAUUGGAUUCGAUCUGAAACAAAGAUGGGUGGAGUAGUUCCGAGACCUACAACAUCCUCUCCAACAACAAUAUCUGCCAAUGACAGUGUGGAAGAACACUAUUGUGGUGAUUUAAUAAAAUGUAUAUAUUGCGGAAGUUUGAAUUUUCCUUCUGAAGGAGUACGAUCCAGUAGCCAUAAUAAGUUUGUGUUUGAUAUAUGCUGCAACAAGGGGAAAAUUCGACUUCAAAGCAUUCCACAAUUACCCGAAAUUCAGCACUUACUUACUUCAGAAGAUGGAAAGCACUUCCGUGAAAAUAUCAGAAUGUACAAUGCUGCCUUUAGCUUUGCAAGCUAUGUGUAUAAUUCUAACGAACACCACAAUAAUCAACAUGAUAUCGCACCAAAUCCACGUGGUGGACCAUUUAUUUUUUGGAUGCAUGGUGUUGCAUAUCACUUGAUAAAAUAUCCACAGCAUUCUCAGCAGGAUCCACAAGAGCCAGCUUUUGGGCAAUUGUACUUUAUUGAUUCUCAAGAAGCACAAAACUUAAGACUCCACAAUGCAAAUAAUAUUAGUGUUGAGCUUAAUACUGAUCUGCUUAGUCAGUUGGAUAGUUUGUUGCGUAAAGUAAAUCCUUUUGCUCAGACCUACCAACGUAUCAGCGAUUGCGAACCAAGACUCCAUCAACAAGAAGAAUUUUCUGCCGAAAAUCAAUCAGUUCUCCCAACAAUUAUAAUAUAUAAUAGACCACAUUAUAAUGAUGGUAUAAAUGCAAAUGAAUUAAUGGCAGAUCAUGUCGCUUGUAUUUGCACUGUUGAACAAGGUGUUCCAAUGCAAAACACUGAUAUAGUAUUGCGUCCAUUUGUACCAACAGCUUCUGAUCAAAAUGGGUUAAGGAUAAUACCCAAUACUUCGGGAGCAGUUGAUCCUUUAACAUAUACACUUAUGAGACCUUACGGUACUUAUGGAUGGGAUAAUCAACUGCGAUCAUUAGCUGUACCAGACAACAUAAAGGUUACAUUUCGUAGAUAUUGGCUGUACCAUUUUAUGAUGCGCAAUGAUAACGUUGGAUCACCAUUGCUCAAUUUUGGACGAUUAUUCCAACAAUUAGUAUGUGAUGUUGCCCACAGAAUGGAACAAAUGAAAUUAAACUAUAUUCGUCGACAUCAUAUGCAGACCACUGGUCAUCUCGGCAAGGAUGGUGAUGAACAAAUUGUUACUUUCCAUGAUGACAGUCGUGCUACAUCCUCUGGUUAUAGCGAGGAAAUAGCGCGUCAGUCUAUACAAUGUCGUCUACCACCAUCAUUCAUUGGUAGUCCGAAGUACCAGUAUAGACUAUACUCAGAUGCAAUGGCAGUCAUUGCACACUUUGGUACACCGGAUUUGUUCAUCACGAUGAAUUGUAACCCACAGUGGCGUGAAGUUGUCGGUAAUCUUCAGUCGCCGUACAUGAAAUUUGAAGAUCAAGUGAUACUAAUAUGUCGGAUUUCAACAACUUCACAAAUUGAUGAGUACAUUUCAGCUGAAAUGCCUUCUCGUUUUUCCAGUGACGCAAAGGAUAAGCAUUAUAGAAAGCUUAUUGAGCAGCACAUGAUACAUAAACCCUGUGGACCGGAUGCUCAAAACAAUAGGCACCAGUGCUGGGCACCUGAUGAUAAGUCAUGCUCAAAAGGAUAUCCCAAAGAAUUUUCAAGCACCACCCACUAUCAACCGUCCAAUUCAAAAAAUCCAAUUGUCUACAGGCGACGACGCGAUAUUGAGGGUGCAGCAUUGAAUAUUUCCUUAAAUAAUAACAUGAGUGCUCCACAAAAUGUCGUUGAUAAUCGCUGGGUUAUCCCUCACAAUCGAUAUCUUUUAGAACGGUUCAAUUGCCAUAUAAAUGUGGAAGUCUGUCAAAAUGACUUAAGGGGAGAUUUUACAUUAGCUAAAUAUAUGUUUAAAUAUAUUUUCAAACAUCCCUGUAUGGCUAAUGUAAAAGUGAACAUGACAAAUGAGAUACAGAGUUAUGAGAUAUGCCGAUACAUAAGUGCACUUGAAGCUGCAUGGCAAAUAUGUUCAUUUCCUCGAUCGGGUUUCUCCCACAAUAUUGUGCGUUUGUCCGUUCAUCUUCCCAGUCAAGCACAGGGCUGUGAUCAACUUAAGCCAACAACAUUAACCCAAUGGUUUGCUUCUAAUGCAAUCAAUAAAUGUUUAGUUGAGGCCCAAUUGGAACGUAUUGAUAAUACUAUGACACGAGAUGAGAUUAUGGAAAUGUAUGGUUUAAAUUUAACCUAUACACGAUAUUGUGAAAAAUUUGCAUGGAGAACGUCUAGUAAUCCACCACAUUGGGUGAGGCGACAACGCAAUACUCGAAUGCUGUAUACACCAAUCGGUCGCAUGUACCCCGUUAAUGUCCAUAGCAUGGAACUGCGAAGCAUACGUAUUUUACUCCUUCAUAUACCCGGUUGUACAGAUUGGCGUGAUUUACGUACGUACAAUGGUGUUGAAUAUGAUUCAUUUACAGCUGCAGCGAAUGCGCGAAAUUUAAUGAUGAAUGCCGAUGAUAUUGUGUUAACUAUUAAUGAGGCUUUCACACAAUUUUCAGCUACACACCAACAAGGUCGUGAAAUUUUUGCCAUGAUGAUUCAAUUCAAUACACCAAGUGAUUUGUGCCCUAUAUGGGACACUCUGAAGAGAGAUCUGUCAAGUGACUUGAUAUACCAAGGUCUCGAUAUACACGAAAUUCAAUCAAGAGAUGUUGCAGAUGGUAAUUCAUACGCGGAACUAUGGGCAUUAGCUGAUGUUCAGGCUAUAAUUGAAGCCAAUGGUGGUGGUAACUAUAAGUCAUUUUGCAACAACUGGCCAAAUAUGCCAAGAAUCCCAAAUGCCCUUAUUGAGCAAUACCGUCACCGUCACAGUAAUGAUGCAUUCAAUUGCAAUAAUAUCGACCCGACGAUAGCUAGAACUCUCUUUCAACAGCAUUCACUAUCAUUAAACAGAGAGCAGCAAGGUGUUUUUAAUGAUAUUAUAUAUGCACUUUCAUUGCGACGGGAACUAAAUAAUGCAUCUAUUAAUGACAACACCCAUCGUAACUGCUUCUAUAUUGAUGGUUCUGGUGGUACAGGUAAAACAUAUCUCUACGAAACAAUAUAUUACUAUUGUCUAUCGCAGAAUAUAAAGUGCAUCAUAACAGCUGCCACGGGUAUUGCAGCCUCACUAUUGCCAAGUGGUCGAACUUGUCACAGUACCUUUAAAUUGCCGCUAAUAUUAGAUGAAACAACAGAGUCUGAUAUAAAAUCUUGUAAUGAUCCCAAUGGCAGAAUAAUUUAUGAUGCAGAUAUAUUUCUCAUUGAUGAAUGCUCAAUGAUAGACACCUAUGCACUUAACGCUAUUGAUAGGCUCUUAAGACGUCUACAUGGUAUUGAUCUUCCAUUUGGAAAUAAAAUUGUUGUAUGUGGUGGUGAUUUUCGUCAAAUCCUCCCAAUUGUCAACAUAUAUCACACAACAGAUUGUGAGCGUGCAGAUACUGUGGCACGUUGUAUUAUAAAUUGUCAUUUAUGGGAUAAUUUCAAAAAGUUCACCCUAAUACAAAAUCAACGAAUUUUAAAUGAUGGCUACAACUUUGCCCAAGAAGCACUGAAAAUUGGUGAGGGACUAACAACCAACACCCACAGUCUCUACGAGUUUCCGCAGGAGUUCAAGCUUGUUGAUACACUCGAUACGCUAAUUGAUAAUGUAUAUUGCAAGGAUGGAUCCCUAAUACCAUCAUCACCAAAUAGUGACGAAUACAAUAAUUCAGCAAUUUUGUGCGCCACCAAUAAUGAUUGCAAAUUUGUCAAUUCAAGGAUACUAGAUCGACUUGCACAGUCACAACAAACGGCUACUAAAAAUUCAUUGCGUACAUAUACAGCAAUUAAUUGUGCAAUUGAUGAAGAUGCUAGAAUUCGUCAACAUUACAGUGAUGAAAUUCUUGCUGAAUUCACUCCAUCUGGGAUACCAGAUCAUAAAUUGCCAUUAUGCAUUGGAACAAACGUUAUGAUUUGUCGUAAUUUAGAUAUUCGUCAACAGAGAAAUUUAUGCAAUGGAACACGCCUAAAGGUAACCUCUAUGGUGGUGAUGGGGCUUGCGUAUCCUCGUGUCUCCGAAAACUUUGUCGGCCGUAUCAUAGAUACUGAGAAGGUUACCUAUGCCGGAAAGAUUUUGGGCGAAGGAUCGGACUAA
This is a messenger RNA of Phlebotomus papatasi, 4584 nucleotides long. RefSeq lists its product as uncharacterized. The transcript is spliced from 3 exons. Gene Ontology annotation, biological process: telomere maintenance; DNA repair. The record is from RefSeq and is a predicted model, not a curated record. NCBI's taxonomy places the organism in Eukaryota, Metazoa, Arthropoda, Insecta, Diptera, Psychodidae. Bases 1 to 4584 code for a protein of 1527 amino acids. Gene Ontology annotation, molecular function: DNA helicase activity.